This is a messenger RNA of Diospyros lotus (date-plum), 586 nucleotides long. RefSeq names its product 60S ribosomal protein L39-3. The record is from RefSeq and is a predicted model, not a curated record. Lineage: Eukaryota; Viridiplantae; Streptophyta; Magnoliopsida; Ericales; Ebenaceae. Bases 136 to 291 code for a protein of 51 amino acids. Gene Ontology annotation, molecular function: structural constituent of ribosome. The transcript has 3 exons. Gene Ontology annotation, cellular component: ribosome; cytosolic large ribosomal subunit. Gene Ontology annotation, biological process: translation.
CACCGACUUAAAAACUAGACCUCCGUGCCUUGCAUUGCAGAUUAGGGUUUAGGGAUUACUCUCUUUCGGCCGCUUUACUUUUCAACGAGCCCCCAGCCCAUCGUCCCGAAGAAGUUCUCGCCGCCUGAAUCGAAAAUGCCGUCACACAAGACGUUCAUGAUAAAGAAGAAGCUGGCGAAGAAGAUGAGGCAGAACAGGCCCAUCCCUCACUGGAUUCGCAUGCGUACCGACAAUACCAUCAGGUACAACGCCAAGCGCAGGCACUGGCGCCGCACUAAGCUAGGGUUUUGAGACCAGGUCCAAGUUCAAAUCUCCAAUCCUUCGUGUCCCUGUAUUCCCCCUACAUCCCAUAGGAAUGAUUUAUAUAUUUUGAGAUGUUUGGAGCCUAUUUAAUUUUCAGGAUUGUAUGAUUUUCAGUUUAAAGACAAAUUCCAACGGUUUCUAAUUGCCUUUUCUGUAACCCUUGAGAUUCGAUCGGAGAUGGGGUACUUCUAACGAUUGCCAUUCCAAGAAGCUCCCUGGAUUUUUUUUCGUUUGUUCUUUCUUGCCGGGGUCCUUUGUUUUAAUCAAGCUGCAUUUGUCUGAA